This is a messenger RNA of Anneissia japonica, 3913 nucleotides long. Its product is annotated as nostrin-like. Gene Ontology annotation, molecular function: protein binding. The record is from RefSeq and is a predicted model, not a curated record. The coding region runs from base 159 to 1760 and encodes 533 amino acids. Lineage: Eukaryota; Metazoa; Echinodermata; Crinoidea; Comatulida; Comatulidae. Gene Ontology annotation, cellular component: cytoplasm; plasma membrane. The transcript is spliced from 15 exons.
UUGGUGAAGUGUUGAUUUUAUUUUGCAGUUUGAUUUUUGUGACCGGUGUGGUGGUAGUAAGGGAGGAUCUGCCUGUAUGAUACAUAUAAUGCAAUUACUUGUCAUCUAAGAAGUUUGCACAUAUUUCUCUAUUGUUUGCAAAGAGAGUAAGAAGAAACAUGACGCAUUUCCAGUCUUCAUUUAUUGGAGCCAAUGGCUACAAUCUGUUAAAGAAGUACAUGAAAGGAAGUACAGACUUUAGCAAAGAUUUCAUCAAUCUGUUAAAUGAAAGGGCAGAUAUUGAGUGUUCAUAUGCUAAAAGUCUUGCAAAACUUUCAAAUAAAAUAACAAAAUCCGGCAAAGAGUGCGUAGGUACCCUAGCACAGGCAUGGAGCACCCUAGCAUUGCAGAUGGAUGCAGAAGGAGACCUACAUAAACAAUUUGGUGAGGUUCUACGCACAGAACUUGCAAAGCCAUUCAAAACAUUUCUGGAACAACAGAUUAAGGCACAAAAGUCUAUUGAUACACCAGUAGAAAAAGCAGCAAAAGUUUGGAAUGACAAAAAACAAAGUAUGAUCAAAAUUAAGAAGAAUGUUAUCACUAAGACAAAGGAAUGUGAAAGCAUGUCCCAGCAAAUUGACGAUUCAAGUGUUAAGAAACCACUUACAGAAAAAGAACUCACUAAGUUACAAUCCAAGACCAAAAAAGCUGAAACAGUCGCAAUUAAAGCAGAUGGUGAGCACAUAGAUGCAGUUAAGAAACUUGAAAGUGCACGUCACGAUUUAGAGUACGCUGUACGCUGCACUGCUGGCCAGUAUCAGAACAUAGAAGAAGAACGGUUCGUGCAACUAAAAGACCUCAUAGGAAAAUUGUCAAACCAUAUGUCAAUACUAGGGCCAAAUGUCACUGAGAUUAGUGCAAGAGUUGGCCAAGCUGCAGGUCUGAUCGAUUCAAGCUGUGACAUUGAGGUUGUUGCUUCAACAUAUUCCACAGAUGUUACUGCUGACCAGAUUUUGUAUGACUCCUAUGAAGAGGAUAUGAAGAAUACUAUGAAACCUGAUCGACGUCGAUCAUGCAUAAUGAGGAAACUGCAGAGCUUAGAUCAGGAGAUUUACAAAGAACAGAAAACCAAAGAAGGUAUUGCAAGGUUAUCAGGAGCUUAUGGUAAAACCCCAGGUUAUGCUGAUGAUGGUACUGUAGACAGUGUUACUCAGAAAAUACACAAUGCAGAUGAAAUGAUUGACCUUCUGGAAGCUUCAAAGUUUAAACUUAAAACAGCAUUAGCUCUGAUGGACAGGACGGCUCAACCAGUAGCUGAGAUUGGGACCCAUAUCAAGACAGAAAAAGACAAACAGGGUUUUCAAAAUAGUGUCCUGAGGAGACAAAGGUCAAAUGUUCAACCACCACCAUAUCGAGGUCCUGGUGACGGGGCAACGUUGUCUUCAACAACUACAGUGGAUUAUACACCACCUCCAAAAACUGUAGCGCCACCACCUCCCCCAGCUGUAGCACCACCACCUCCACCAGCUGUAGCACCACCACCACCUACCUCAGAAGUAGUGGCAACUUCAGGUCACCAGGUGUCGGCAUACAAGCCACCAUCUUAUUCUGACACUGUGCGUCCCCAAGCUAUUGCCAAAUACGACUACGAAGCAGUCGAACAUGAUGAGCUCACCAUUCGACAAGGUGAUGUCAUCACAGUACUUGAAAGCAUGGAUGAUGGAUGGAGUAAAGGGGAGUUAAACGGUCGAAUAGGUGUGUUUCCUACCAGCUACGUCUAAUUCCUACCAUCAUCUCAGAUAGCGUGAUCAAGACGGAAGACCAGCGCAUUAGUUACUAAUCUUUUUUGAUUAUAAGCUUAUUAUUAACACAGCCGCAGCUGACAAACAACUCGUUAAGUAUAUUUCCGCCUCAUAUAUUCUCUCACCUUUAAGAAAUCAUGGAGGAUUAUCAUCAAUUUAAUUCUUACUGUUCAAAAUUAAAUAAAGUAUAAGAUUCUUUAACCAAUUAAAAAUGUAUGUACAUUCAGUAUGAAAUAAUAAUAAUAAUAAUAAUAAUAAUAAAUAAUAAUGAUAAUGAUAAAUAAUAAUAAUAAUAAUAAUAAUAAUAAUAAUAAUCGAAAAGCGCAAACAAAAGGUUUUUUUGAGCUUGAAAUUAAAAAAUAACAGAUUAAAAAAAUAAUCAAGCCAAGUGAACAGUUAGAAGCAUUUAAAAGGAAAUGUUAGAGAACCAAAGAGCUGAGUUGAGAUACUUCUUGAGAAUUUACCCAUCCGCUGAGCCUCACCACUUUGAAUAUUGUCACUAAGGUCCCACAAAAUGAGAGCGUAAUUAUAUAAUAAUUAUAAUAGUGUACAUAUAUAAUGCCCCAGUAUUCAUUAAGGAUGCUCAUGGCGCAGACAGAUAUGGAAAGAGUUAUUAACAGUUGGUAAUCACUACAAAUAAAUAAAAAUAAUAAUACCUUACAAAUAAAAAAAAAUAAUAAUACCGUAAUCCUGGCCAGGAGUACCUUUGCUUGCCCAAGGCAGAAUUCCUAAUUGGCAACUCCUAAGACUCAUGGAGGGAAGGAAGUAGGGGGAGGGAGUCCCACACCGCUGCCCUUACAGAUGUAGCCUAAACUCAAUUCCUAAUACAAUUUUUGAAAAAUUGGAAACUGAUUAUUUUGUGUGUAUAGUUAAUAUUAAUUAAUUAUAUUAUUCUGUGUGUUUAAUUAAUAUUAAUUAAUUAUUAUUAUUAUAUUAUUGUGUGUAUAGUUAAUAUUAAUUAUUAUUAUUAUAUUACUCUGUGUGUAUUAUUAUUAUUAAAUAUAUGUAGGCUUGAUUGUGGGACAUGUGUGUAUACGUGACCUUGUUCUGAUUUCAUUAACUUCAAUUGACACUCUGGAAUGGUCCGUGCUAUGGAAGCGGACUAACUGAAAAGCUGCUCUCCGGAUUCUUUCAAACAACAUGUAGGAAUCCGAGUCUGUUAAGCAGGGACUGAUUAUAUCAAUUGAAAACAUGGAAGAUAUAACCAAUUAAAAUUUUAUAUUUUAUCAUAAUUAAUAUAAUUAGUGUCAUUUUUAAAGAAUAAGGAAGUUGUAAAUUAUUUGUUUUGACAUGAGAUUAAUUAUUGUUGUUUUAAGAAGGAAGAGAUUUUAUGUGUAGUUGUCAAAAUGUAUUUCUCUAAAAGUAUCGAAAAGUCUGAUUAAUAUAUCACCUUGACUUAAAGUAUAAGAAUUAUAUUCUCUCAUGUUUCAUUAAGUUAUUAUAUAAAAUUAGAUUAAAAUCAAGAGUGUUUUGAAUGGUGAGGGGACACAGAGGGAAUGAGAUUAAUAUUGAAAGAGUAUUAUUAAUAUUAUUUUUUGUUAAUAUUAAAGAUAAUAAAGGGUUAUUAAUAAAUUAUAGUUAACUCAAGUGUUUUAUAAUAUUGUUUGUUUAUAUUAUUAUUUUUAGUAAUUUAUUAUAAUUAUCAUUAUUGUUAUUAUUGGUAUAAUUAUUAUUAAUAAAAUUAUGAAGGGCUAUCAAUGAAUAGUACUAUUAUUACACAAGCUAUAAAAAUGAGUUUUAUAAUCAGUGUUUUUUAUAGUUUUAAUCUUUAUUUUAUAAUAAUAGUUAGAUAUCUAUUUGAUAAAGUAUAUAAUCUGUGUCUACAUUCUGUUUUAUAUGUUCAUCUGUAUAUUAUAACAAAGGGAAUUUUCACAUUUAAUAAGACAUUCAAAUAAUGUUUUAAAUCUUGUAAUUUCUUAAUUGAGUUUGCAAUAUUAUUCUGAAUGAUAUUUUUAUAUUUAAAUUUUAAAAUGAUCUCACUGUUGAAUGUUGACUGAUACAGUAUAAAUAUAAGGAAAACUAAUUCUCAAUGGGUUGCAUAGAUUCAAGGAUAUAUAUAUAUAUAUAAUUAUGUAAUAAUCGUUUAUAAGCAAAUUAUGUACAAGAUUAUUAAACAUGUGUAAUUGGUAUAU